Molecule: messenger RNA, 359 nt
Organism: Ostrinia furnacalis (Asian corn borer)
Lineage: Eukaryota; Metazoa; Arthropoda; Insecta; Lepidoptera; Crambidae
Product: odorant receptor 4-like
Exons: 4
Coding region: 21-359 (112 amino acids)
Biological process (GO): detection of chemical stimulus involved in sensory perception of smell; sensory perception of smell
Cellular component (GO): plasma membrane
Molecular function (GO): odorant binding; olfactory receptor activity
Source: RefSeq, a predicted model, not a curated record
UCAAGACCAGUUUUCGGGAGAUGGUAAUGUGGCAUCAAGAUUUGAUAAGGUGUACACAGACACUUGAAGUUAUUUACUCCAAGAGUAUUCUCUUCAACUUCAUAUCAAGCUCCGUUUUAAUUUGUCUGACUGGAUUCGAUGUGUUGAGCAUGGGAGUCGGUGAUGCUGCUUACAAGUGCCUAUGGUAUGGUAAAGAGCCAAUUAUCGGCAAAAAUUUGCUUUUGAUAUUGAUAAGAUCAAGCAAGCCCUGCAAGAUGACUGCAUACGGGUUUGCUGAUGUAAACCUAACGGCAUUUAUGAGGAUCCUAAGUAACGCCUGGUCGUACUUUGCAUUGCUGAAAACUAUCGUAUUCGGUUGA